Molecule: messenger RNA, 327 nt
Organism: Colletotrichum graminicola M1.001
Lineage: Eukaryota; Fungi; Ascomycota; Sordariomycetes; Glomerellales; Glomerellaceae
Product: replication factor A protein 3
Exons: 3
Coding region: 1-327 (108 amino acids)
Biological process (GO): nucleotide-excision repair; base-excision repair; DNA replication
Cellular component (GO): site of double-strand break; nucleus; DNA replication factor A complex
Molecular function (GO): damaged DNA binding; single-stranded DNA binding
Source: RefSeq, a predicted model, not a curated record
AUGGCCGAAGCCACUUCGACCCCGCGCAUCACAGCGCAGUACCUUGACAACUACGUCGGCCGCAACGUCAUGCUCAUCGGCAAGGUCCUGCAGCUGCGCGGCGACUCUGCCGUCCUCGAUUCCGACGGCAGCGUCACUGCCAUCCUGAACCGUGAUGUCCACCUCACCAACGGCAACGGUGCCCAGGUCAUUGGCAAGGUCAACCCCGAUCUGUCCAUCAAAGUUCUGAGCUCGCGUGAUCUGGGUCCCAAUGUUGACUACCAACUCGCCUCCGCCGUAGUCGAGGCGACGCACCACCACAAGUCCCUCUUUGUCUAUGAAAACUGA